AUGACCCUACCGAAGGUGUUGGUUCUGCUGAUGUUGAUCUCAUGCCCUCUGACCUGCGUAGAUAUCAAUGAAUGCACCUCUGGUUCGCAUAGCUGCCAUUCUAGAGCCCGUUGUACCAACACAGUUGGAAGCUACACCUGUGCCUGUUAUACUGGCUACACUGGAGAUGGAAUGUCCUGCUUUGAUAUUGAUGAGUGUCAAGUAGGACGCAACAACUGCCCGACAACGCACGCUGUGUGCACCAACACAGAUGGGAGUUACACUUGUUCAUGUGAUACUGGCUUCUUAGGGAAUGGAAGGACUUACUGCAAUGAUAUCAACGAAUGUACAUCGGGUUCACAUAGCUGUCAUACCAAUGCUGGAUGUACCAACACAGUUGGAAGCUACACGUGCGCCUGCAACACUGGCUACAGUGGCGAUGGAAGGACUUGCACAGAUAUCAAUGAAUGUGCUGCAAAUACAGACAACUGCCACACCCAAGCCCAGUGUGCUAAUACAGUUGGAAGCUACACGUGCGCCUGUAAUGCUGGCUUCAGUGGUGAUGGAAGGACUUGCACAGAUAUCAAUGAAUGUGCUGCAAAUACUGACAACUGCCACACUCAAUCCCAGUGUACCAAUACAGUUGGAAGCUACACGUGCGCCUGUAAUGCUGGCUUCAGUGGUGAUGCAAAGACAGCAUAA
Molecule: messenger RNA, 681 nt
Organism: Patiria miniata (bat star)
Lineage: Eukaryota; Metazoa; Echinodermata; Asteroidea; Valvatida; Asterinidae
Product: fibrillin-1-like
Exons: 6
Coding region: 1-681 (226 amino acids)
Molecular function (GO): calcium ion binding
Source: RefSeq, a predicted model, not a curated record